AUGCAAUAUUUCUCCUUUUUGGCACCUUUGGCUGCCUUCCUACUCCUUUCUGCCGCCCUCCAGAACAACGAAGAUAUCGAAGCUAGAAACAGUAUUUUCACCCGAUCUGAAGACGAACUCGAAACGAUUCCAGCGUAUGCAAACAGUCUGUUCGCACGAGGAGAGGACGAAGAGGACUUGCAUUAUGUUCAUCCCAAUUACGGGUGCCGGGCCUGCACUUGCACUGCGAGGGUAAUUGCUCCCGGGAAUGGAGAUUAUUUCGACAUAGGCAACAGCAACGGGAAACUCCUCGAGGCCCUAGGCAAGGGGAACUGUGCGACAGGUGGCCAAAUGUCAGAUACUAGUGGUUUCUGGGAGCCACUCUCUAAGGACCGUUGUACUGAUGCAUCCUACAAGAAGUGCAAGGCAUUCUCGAUUAGGGGCUGGUUCCAAAUUUACCGAUUGGCGGGAAACGGCCCGUCGUGGAGCAUGCUCUGUCUGCUACUCGCAGCGACCGAACGAACGAUUCAAAGUCGAAACCCCCUUUCGAGACGCACCCGAUCCCUCCUACCGACACUUCUCAACAUGGCCAUACGACCGGCGCUUGCUCGCAAGAAGCUCAAGAGCAAGGAGAGGUUUAAGACGUACUCUGCACGCAACACGUCCGAUCUGACGGGGCAAGCUCUCUGGCGGUAUACUGGCGCAGAUACGCUGAGAGCGAGACCUGUUUAG
This is a messenger RNA of Sphaerulina musiva SO2202, 711 nucleotides long. RefSeq lists its product as uncharacterized. Bases 1 to 711 code for a protein of 236 amino acids. The transcript has 2 exons. Lineage: Eukaryota; Fungi; Ascomycota; Dothideomycetes; Mycosphaerellales; Mycosphaerellaceae. The record is from RefSeq and is a predicted model, not a curated record.